AUGGAGGAACAAACCGUUCUUGUUGAAGGUUCAUCUGUGGUCGAAGUUAAGGAAGUGAAACUUGAAGAAGAUGAAGAUGAGUUCAGAAGCUGUUGUGAGGAUGAGGAUGAAUUGAAAGAAAAGGAAGAAUCGAAAAAUGAAGAUUUAUAUGACAAUUUUGAAGCAGAUUCUGUAAAGAUAUAUUUCAAGGGUGUUUCUGUAGUUGGCCCUGGAGAUUCUGGUUCUAGGCUUUCCGGAAUUGGAGUGGUAAUUGAGAGGUCCGGUAGCACUCCUCCAAUUCGAGUGCAGAAAAAGCUCGAUUUCUAUGUGGACGAAUUGGUGGCAGAUUAUUUAGCUUUGUUGGAUGGUUUAUCUGAAGCUAAACAAAACAAUUUUAGUCGGGUGUUGGCCUUCACCAAUUCUGAGAUCUUGUAUGAUCAGGUUUCCCAUGGUGAAAGACUUGAAGAUCCACUAAUGGUGGCUCUGAGGGAAAGAAUCGUUGAACAAGCCAGUAACAUGGAAGCCUUUGUUCUUAAUUUUGUUCCUAGUAUUGAUCUUGAGAAGGCCUUACAGUUGGCUCAAGUAGCUAUUGGUAUUGUUAUUUCUAUGGCCAAGAUGGCCAAUGGAGAUAAACUAACAGACACUUGUGCAAUAUGUUGCGAGACGAAGCUCACUUCAAUGAUGGUCACAAUCAAAUGUUCCCACACAUUCUGUUCUUACUGUAUGAAAACCUAUGUUGAGGGGAAAGUACAGUCUACUCAAGUUCCCAUUCGAUGUCCUCAAUUGAUGUGCAAAUACUGUAUAUCUGUAGCUGAAUGUAGGUCUUUUCUUCCAGUUACCUCUUACGAAUCUUUGGAACAAGCUCUUGCGGAAGCAAAUAUUCUCAACUCAGAUAAGAUUUACUGUCCAUAUCCUAAUUGCUCAGUCCUGCUUGAUCCUCAUGAAUGCUUGUCAACUAUGGCAAGCUCAUCAAGUCAACCCCACAUUAGUUGUGUGGAAUGCCCUGUUUGUCAGAGGUUUAUCUGUGCUGAUUGUGAGGUUCCUUGGCAUUCUUCCAUGACCUGUGGAGAGUAUCAGAAUAUCCCAUUAGAGGAGAGGGAUGCUUGUGACUUGACUUUGCACCGUUUGGCACUGAACAAAAGGUGGAGACGUUGCCAGCAUUGCCGGAGAAUGAUUGAGCUCACUCAUGGUUGCUACCACAUGACAUGCUUGUGCAGAAACGAGUUCUGUUACUCUUGUGGUGCAGAUUACAGGCAUGGCCAACAGACAUGUCAAUGCGCUUUCUGGGAUGAGGAUUUCUCUGAUGAACUGGAGCCUCAUCCUAUCCAACAAGAACAAUGGACAGAGGACUCAUUUGAGUCACUCCCGAUGUUAAUGGAUGCGUAUUCAGACCCGGAGAGAUCACAACUGGCAGUGAUCCAGAGGUUUCUUUCCGGAGGUUUCAGUUUGACCGAUCAUAAUCCUUACCAAUCCCCACCUCGCUGUACGGAUUCCUAUGUUGAUGCCAUGAAGGAUCUGCAGCAACUGCCUUGGCUCGAGGGAUUUGUCUCUUUGAUAAGCGAUAAUUACAAUGAGGAUUACAUGCAAUGA
Molecule: messenger RNA, 1569 nt
Organism: Fraxinus pennsylvanica
Lineage: Eukaryota; Viridiplantae; Streptophyta; Magnoliopsida; Lamiales; Oleaceae
Source: the annotation of a GenBank genome assembly